Porites evermanni is the source of this 1227-nucleotide messenger RNA. Lineage: Eukaryota; Metazoa; Cnidaria; Anthozoa; Scleractinia; Poritidae. The record is from the annotation of a GenBank genome assembly.
GUUCCAAGUUUACCACCGAAUAUCACAGAAGGGUUCAACACUAGUUCAACAAGCAUCUUCUUAAACUGGACGCAAAUACCUCCCGGCUUCAUCCAUGGAUACUUGUUAGGUUACAAAAUGACUUUAUACCAAAUUACAAGUAGUGGUGUCUAUCAAGAAGCUGUUACGAUCGAUACUGGGCUUGCUGAGCUAUCAAAAGACAUUACCAGUCUAUCAGUAUACACUACUUACUGUAUUCGUCUGGCUGGACGAACUCGAAUUGGCCCAGGAAACUGGAGCGACUGUUUCAACGUAACGACUGAUGACGAAGGUAAGGAGCUAGUUACCGAAACAAAGAGGGUUUGUAUAGAUUUCGGCCCAAAGGUCAAUUUGGGAACCAUCUGGCCUUAAAGUAAAGCGAACCUCGAAUUCAAAAGUGGAAGCAUGAAAAUUAAUAAGUUCGCCGAAAUUCUAAAAGGGUCUUAUCAACACUCAAAAAAGAGUGUAUAAGAAUGACAAGAAGAGUAGUUAGUUGUCGAAAAUCUGGGUUUUUCCAGGAUAUCCAAGUGUUUAGCAUUGUUACGUUUUGUCAAAGUACGCAGCUAUUAUCCCCAGGAAUGUAUUUGACAUACGAUGAUCUUGUGUUCGCCUAAAGGAAGCCGUUUAAAAUUGUUAAUAGUAUUUGCGGGAAGGAAUCUCCUAACCUGUACUGUGCCAACUGUGAUGCCUCGGCAUUAAAUGGUUCAAAGAGAGUAUCUUUUUAAAAGGAAAUUAAGUCUCUCGAACGAUGGUAUGAGUACUGCACUGUGAUGGACAACGCAUUUAAUUUAAAUAACUUGCAUGAUAAAAAUUGAAAAGUCUCUCAAGUAUAGUCAGUCAUUUUUAUAUCCCGUUAUCUGCCUGUUUCUUGGGCGUAAUAGCAUUAGGCCUGUCUCACCAACUGAUGCCCUGUAUUAUCAUUCUCUAGUUCUACCGUUGCCUCCAAUUGAUGUCAAAGCUGUCAGUUUUACAAGUACCAACACCAUGAACGUAACAUGGAGUCCACCUCCCCUUUUAUACGGUGAGAUAACUGGGUAUAAGAUCAUUUUUGAGUAUCAGUUGGAGGAUGGUACCUGGCAAACACGAGAAGCCAUGACUUGUUCAACUCAGACGACGCUAACUGGGCUGGACAUUAACACUGAGUACAGAAUUAAGGUCGCUGCUAGCACAAGGAAGGGCUUCAGUCCCUUUAGCGAAUUCGCCUAUGGA